Messenger RNA from Volvox carteri f. nagariensis, 888 nucleotides. RefSeq lists its product as uncharacterized. NCBI's taxonomy places the organism in Eukaryota, Viridiplantae, Chlorophyta, Chlorophyceae, Chlamydomonadales, Volvocaceae. The coding region runs from base 1 to 888 and encodes 295 amino acids. The transcript has 6 exons. The record is from RefSeq and is a predicted model, not a curated record.
AUGCAGCUGCAAUCAAACUGGAGCGCUAUUGGUGUAGGCAAAGGCAUACACCAGUGGAGCUUGGGAUCAUCACAAACGAGCCUCCAAGCGAGGGUGUUGCUGCUGCCCGGGGCGUCUGCGUCACUGUCGCAUCGACCCGUCAGACAGGCGCAACUCGGUAUCAAAAGCCGCCUCAAGUCACACCAGUUCUUCCAGCUGACCAGCAGAGUGUGGUCAGUAGCAGCAGCAGCAUCCUCCGGAAGUGGCAGUGGGCGCCACAACAACAACAUGGUGGUGAUGGGGGGCUCUCUUCGGGGUCCAGAGGCGCAGCAGGCAGUGGCCACCGCGUCGGCAGCUGCUGGAGUGGGCACCGCGAUGCAGCAACAGCAGCAGCAGCUGCCGCAGCAGCCCCAGCAACUCGCGGCUGGACCCGUUUCGCCGUCUUGCAUUUCGUUGAGUGUUUCCUCCGGGGCCGUGGUGGCUCCAGAUCUGGAUUACACGGUGGUAUUGGACAUGCUCCAUAAGAAUGCGGCUGCCAACCAAGACGCCUCCCACGGGGGCGGUGUGGUGCUGGGGUUGACCAGCCCGGUGGGGCCCACGGACAUGCUGGAUGUGGUGAUCGGCCAGCUCAACUUCAAGCGCCUCCUGGCAUGUGCUCGCAACAAGCUGUGGUGGAUGACCCCCGAAUGGCGCACCGCCAGCUGGGCUCUGCCGCCCGAGACGCAGUUCCUGCUGGCGGAGAUGGCCGCUGCGGGGCCUUACGUGGUGCUGCUGCCGCUCAUCGACGGGGACUUCCGGGGCACCCUGAGACCGCCGGCAAACCCAUCCAGUGACGUGAAUACGGUCAAAGUGCCUCUUGAGCUGCUAACCGAUAUUUCCUACAUCGGCUACACGGUAAGGGACAACUAA